Messenger RNA from Oikopleura dioica, 1182 nucleotides. The record is from the annotation of a GenBank genome assembly. NCBI's taxonomy places the organism in Eukaryota, Metazoa, Chordata, Appendicularia, Copelata, Oikopleuridae.
AUGAUUUCGACAGAGAAGCGAUCUUUUCUCAAAAGAAUUGUUUCCAUUCAACGAUGUCGUAAAUUGCAUCUUUCUCCAAGAGAGGAACUUUAUUACGAAACGAGAGAGGCGCCUAUCAACAGAUCCGAUUUUGCUGUAGGAGUGCACAGAGGAAAAGUUUACGUUUACGGCGGAGUCUGCGUCGCUCUAGGCCACGGUUUAUCAGAUUUAUACGAGUACGACCCUGCCACUGAAUCUUGGACGGAGUUGAGAAAACGAUCUGCACCCGGACGCCUCAUCGACGUGGACGGAAGAGGCCGUGUUCCUCUUCGGGGACAACGUCACUUGAUUGGCGACAGCGACGAGUUUUGGAAGUUUUCGCCGAAAUUCCAGAAGUGGACAAAGCUUGCCAGUGGUCCUCCAGCCAGAUCAGAAGCUGGCAUCGCUUACUACCAACAGAAUGUCCUCGUGGUAGGAGGUUAUCAAACUUCAGAUAUCUGGGGAUACCACACGAGUCUAGGAGUUUGGACCCAAUGGAUGAAAAGCAUUCCCAAAUGUAUAUCUGAGAAUAUAAUGUUAUGGGAAGACUCCAUCUUCAGCGUCUCCAACUCAAAGCUUGGAUGUUUCUUGUAUGUGAUAAAUCUCAAUGAUCGGAAGUAUUCAUUCACUACACAUUCGCUUGAGAAAGCUGUCGGAUCUAAAAUGGUGACUAUAGGAACUCCGGCAUCAGAAUUUCGAAGUCGCUCUACGCCUGGCAGCGGACGCCGGCGUAAUCGAAUUGCAUCGAGGAAGAAUAGCAGGUCGAAAGUUGGAAUCUUCAAUGAUGGUUUCGAGAUCGGUGACGACGCAAGCUUUGUCUCAUCUCCUGGUAUCUCGUUGAUUGACUUAAGAUCUCAAGAACGAUCAACAAAUUUGAUAUCCUAUAAUUCAUUGGACGACUCUCUGAGCAGCGUCAAGCUAGCCAAUCGAAAAUCUCCAGAAUCCGUUGACAGUGCGUACUCGUCUAGCCCCGAACCUUACAGAAGUAGUAGCCUGUUAAAUCAGCAAUCGUCGCCUGUAUUGCCAUUCGCGAAGAAACUCGAUCAAGUCGAAAACACUGGUUGCUACUUUCUUAUAUUUGGCGGGAAACCCCUGCACCCUGUUUAUACAAGAAAACCUCUCUAUGCUGGAAAAAUUAAUUUGCCGCCUGAAUUAAUACCUUGA